AUGAAGUGGAAGCGUGAGCUUCCCCAUCCAUUGGUCUCACACCUCGUCUCACACCUCGUCUCACACCUCGUCUCACACCUCGUCUCACACCUCGUCUCACACCUCGUCUCACACCUCGUCUCACACCUCGUCUCACACCUCGUCUCACACCUCGUCUCACACCUCGUCUCACACCUCGUCUCACACCUCGUCUCACACCUCGUCUCACACCUCGUCUCACACCUCGUCUCACACCUCGUCUCACACCUCGUCUCACACCUCGUCUCACACCUCGUCUCACACCUCGUCUCACACCUCGUCUCACACCUCGUCUCACACCUCGUCUCACACCUCGUCUCACACCUCGUCUCACACCUCGUCUCACACCUCGUCUCACACCUCGUCUCACACCUCGUCUCACACCUCGUCUCACACCUCGUCUCACACCUCGUCUCACACCUCGUCUCACACCUCGUCUCACACCUCGUCUCACACCUCGUCUCACACCUCGUCUCACACCUCGUCUCACACCUCGUCUCACACCUCGUCUCACACCUCGUCUCACACCUCGUCUCACACCUCGUCUCACACCUCGUCUCACACCUCGUCUCACACCUCGUCUCACACCUCGUCUCACACCUCGUCUCACACCUCGUCUCACACCUCGUCUCACACCUCGUCUCACACCUCGUCUCACACCUCGUCUCACACCUCGUCUCACACCUCGUCUCACACCUCGUCUCACACCUCGUCUCACACCUCGUCUCACACCUCGUCUCACACCUCGUCUCACACCUCGUCUCACACCUCGUCUCACACCUCGUCUCACACCUCGUCUCACACCUCGUCUCACACCUCGUCUCACACCUCGUCUCACACCUCGUCUCACACCUCGUCUCACACCUCGUCUCACACCUCGUCUCACACCUCGUCUCACACCUCGUCUCACACCUCGUCUCACACCUCGUCUCACACCUCGUCUCACACCUCGUCUCACACCUCGUCUCACACCUCGUCUCACACCUCGUCUCACACCUCGUCUCACACCUCGUCUCACACCUCGUCUCACACCUCGUCUCACACCUCGUCUCACACCUCGUCUCACACCUCGUCUCACACCUCGUCUCACACCUCGUCUCACACCUCGUCUCACACCUCGUCUCACACCUCGUCUCACACCUCGUCUCACACCUCGUCUCACACCUCGUCUCACACCUCUCUGCCUCUGCAGAUCCUUGUGGCGCUGCUGCUGCUCUACUGGCAGCCUGCCACCACCACACUCCUUGUGGUGCCAUGCCACCCUCUGACCAUCCUUGUGGUGCCAUGCCACCCUCUGACCAUCCUUGUGGUGCCAUGCCACCCUCUGACCAUCCUUGUGGUGCCAUGCCACCCUCGGACCAUCCUUGUGGUGCCAUGCCACCCUCUGACCAUCCUUGUGGUGCCAUGCCACCCUCUGACCAUCCUUGUGGUGCCAUGCCACCCUCUGACCAUCCUUGUGGUGCCAUGCCACCCUCGGACCAUCCUUGUGGUGCCAUGCCACCCUCGGACCAUCCUUGUGGUGCCAUGCCACCCUCUGACCAUCCUUGUGGUGCCAUGCCACCCUCUGACCAUCCUUGUGGUGCCAUGCCACCCUCGGACCAUCCUUGUGGUGCCAUGCCACCCUCGGACCAUCCUUGCGGUGCCAUGCCACCCUCGGACCAUCCUUGCGGUGCCAUGCCACCCUCUGACCAUCCUUGUGGUGCCAUGCCACCCUCUGACCAUCCUUGUGGUGCCAUGCCACCCUCGGACCAUCCUUGUGGUGCCAUUCCACCCUCUGACCAUCCUUGUGGUGCCAUGCCACCCUCUGACCAUCCUUGUGGUGCCAUGCCACCCUCUGACCAUCCUUGUGGUGCCAUGCCACCCUCUGACCAUCCUUGUGGUGCCAUGCCACCCUCGGACCAUCCUUGUGGUGCCAUGCCACCCUCGGACCAUCCUUGUGGUGCCAUGCCACCCUCGGACCAUCCUUGUGGUGCCAUGCCACCCUCGGACCAUCCUUGUGGUGCCAUGCCACCCUUGGACCAUCCUUGUGGUGCCAUGCCACCCUCGGACCAUCCUUGUGGUGCCAUGCCACCCUCGGACCAUCCUUGUGGUGCCAUGCCACCCUCGGACCAUCCUUGUGGUGCCAUGCCACCCUCGGACCAUCCUUGUGGUGCCAUGCCACCCUCGGACCAUCCUUGUGGUGCCAUGCCACCCUCGGACCAUCCUUGUGGUGCCAUGCCACCCUCGGACCAUCCUUGUGGUGCCAUGCCACCCUCGGACCAUCCUUGUGGUGCCAUGCUACCCUCGGACCAUCCUUGUGGUGCCAUGCCACCCUCGGACCAUCCUUGUGGUGCCAUGCCACCCUCGGACCAUCCUUGUGGUGCCAUGCCACCCUCGGACCAUCCUUGUGGUGCCAUGCCACCCUCGGACCAUCCUUGUGGUGCCAUGCCACCCUCGGACCAUCCUUGUGGUGCCAUGCCACCCUCUGACCAUCCUUGUGGUGCCAUGCCACCCUCGGACCAUCCUUCACUGAACCUCCCUCCCACACCUCGUUCCCCCUCUCACUGCGCCCUGCUCCUCUUCCCAUUCGUCUCCCUGCAGGUGAGCUACGCGUUCCUGGCUGGCCUCGCUGUCGUGCUGCUCCUCAUCCCAGUGAACCGGUGGCUGGCGGGGCGGAUAGGAGAGGCGAGCAAGCAGAUGAUGGCCAGCAAGGAUGCCAGGGUGCAGGCAAUGCAGGAGCUAUUGGACCACGUGGCAGCAGUGCGGGCGAUGGCCAUGGAGGGCGCCCUGCUCUCCCGCAUCAACGCCGCCCGCCACCUCGAGCUCUCUGCUCUCGCAGUAUGUGCGCAAGUACCUGGACGCGUGGUGUGUGUACUUCUGGGCGUGCACGCCUGUGCUCUUCUCCCUCGCCACAUUCUCCUCCCUGCUGCUCCUCGGUCGAUCCCUCAACGCCCCCGUGGUAUGCUUAUUCUUUUUGUUUUCCCUCUCUUGUCUGCUCUCUCUUCUCUCACCCAUCCUGCUGUUCCUCAUGUUGCUGGUUUCUGA
This is a messenger RNA of Closterium sp. Yama58-4, 3042 nucleotides long. Lineage: Eukaryota; Viridiplantae; Streptophyta; Zygnematophyceae; Desmidiales; Closteriaceae. The record is from the annotation of a GenBank genome assembly.